GAACGUCCCUCGCACCCGGUCAGCGGAUGCCCCGCAGUCGGAGACGCGGCGAUAACGGUCUCACCAGGAAGCAGCGUGUGUAUAUCCAACUGAGGGAUCCCGGCGUAUUUCGUGCACUGGGGCUGGUGCGUCGCGGCGGAACACUCGCAGAAGCUCGGAAAGGAGAACGCGCACUCACAACCGUACGAGGCUCUCCUCCUCAGCCGCCCGUAGGACACUGUCCAUAGUCGCUCUCAGUCAGGGACAUGUUCCUGACGGUGCCACCGCGUGGCGACUCCAUCACUCAAAGUAUCGUCACGGUAAAUCCGAAUCCGAGUUAAAAGUGUGCAAUUAUCGGCGCCAAGACGUUCAAUCGAGUCGCGGGAGAAAACAUGAAGAGUCUGCGCUACCUGGGCUUACUGUUUAUUCUGCUCUCGGCGAUGGAAAAAUACGGACAGGCCGGCGUAUUGAGCGACAAGACGAAGAAUUUGUUCGGACUUUUCGGCAAUAAGCCGCCUUCCACCGACAAGCCGCCUUCCUCUUCCGAUGAGCCCUGUUACUGCAGUUGUGGGGUACGGAACGGAGAAAGUCGUAUAGUCGGGGGGCAGACGACGAGCGUGAAUGAGUUUCCAUGGAUAGCUAGAUUAUCGUACUUAAACAAAUUUUACUGCGGAGGCACGCUUAUAAAUGAUCGCUACGUGCUCACGGCCGCGCACUGCGUGAAAGGAUUCAUGUGGUUCAUGAUUAAGGUCACUUUCGGGGAACACGACAGAUGUACCGAGAAAGGACCGGAAACGAGAUACGUGGUGCGCAUCAUGACCGGUGACUUCAGCUUCCUAAAUUUCAACAAUGACAUCGCGCUCCUCCGCCUGAACGAGAGAGUGCCGUUGGGCGACACGAUACGGCCGAUAUGCUUGCCAUUGAUGUUGAAUAACGAGUACGUGGGGACAAACGCGAUCGUGUCAGGCUGGGGUACGUUGCAAGAAAACGGUAAACCGUCCUGCCUCCUUCAGGAAGUGGAAGUACCGGUCAUGAGUCUUCAGGCUUGCCGUAAUACCAGCUACAGUCCCCGCAUGAUUUCGGACAACAUGUUGUGCGCGGGUUAUCGGGAAGGGAAGAAGGACUCGUGUCAGGGAGACAGUGGCGGACCUUUGAUAGCGGAGCGCGAGGACAAAAAAUACGAGCUUAUCGGCAUCGUUUCCUGGGGAGACGGGUGCGCGCGGAAAAACAAACCGGGUGUAUACACGAGAGUUACGCGAUACAUGGAUUGGAUCCUGAAGAAUUCAAGAGACGGCUGCUUCUGCGAGCAUAACUGA
Molecule: messenger RNA, 1295 nt
Organism: Dinoponera quadriceps
Lineage: Eukaryota; Metazoa; Arthropoda; Insecta; Hymenoptera; Formicidae
Product: trypsin-1-like
Exons: 7
Coding region: 372-1295 (307 amino acids)
Biological process (GO): proteolysis
Molecular function (GO): serine-type endopeptidase activity
Source: RefSeq, a predicted model, not a curated record